AUGGCUGACACCAUUAUCUCCCUUGUUAUUGAGAGAGUUGUUGAUCUGCCGAUUAAAAAAUCUGCUUUCCUGAAAGAUGUUGGACUACAAGUAGAAAGACUACGAAAUGAUCUGAACUGGAUGCGAUGUUUCCUGAAAGAUGCAGAUCAAAGGCAAGAUGAAGAUGGGAGGAUUCACAACUGGGUUUCUGAAAUCAGAGCUGCUGCCUACGAUGCUGAGGAUGUCAUUGAGAUCUUUGCCAGCAAAGUUGAGUUCAUAACGGACAAGGGACUCGUCACCAAAUUGACAUAUUAUCCCUUGAAAAUUGUGAACCUCUGCAAGAUUGGUAAAGAGAUCGAAUCUUUACAGAUGAGGCUCAAUGGCAUUGUUGAUAGCCGUGAAAAGUAUGGUAUCAAAAAUCUUGGGGAGGGAAUGAGUUCGCAUGGAGAAGAGCUUCGACGGCUUCGGCGAUCCUCUCCUUUUAGCGAGGACAAGGACAUAGUGGGCUUUGAGGAGAUAACGAAAUCCCUGGUGGCAGAACUUUUGAAAGAGGACAAAAACCGUCGCGUGAUUUCAAUCAUUGGCAUGGGUGGUGUUGGGAAGACAACUCUAGCCAAAAAGGUUUAUAACCAUGUUGAUGUCAGGGAAAGAUUCAACUGCCGUGUUUGGCUCUGUGUCUCGUCAAGCUAUGAUCACAAAGAGAUGCUGAGAUCGAUCAUAAAGCAAUUGAAUACAAUGAGUAAAGAGCUACUUGAAACUUUGGAAAAGAUGGAAGAGCAAGAUCUGGAGCAAAGGCUCUAUCUAGAGCUACAGGAUAAAUGUUACCUUGUGGUGCUUGAUGAUGUAUGGAAGGAAGCAGCGUGGGAUUGUCUUGCUAGGGCCUUUCCUGAUGUGAAUACAUCAAGUAGAUUGCUACUUACAAGUCGCAAUUUAGAUGUUGCCCUACACGCAGAUGCUCUUAGCAUGCCAUAUAAGCUGAAAACUUUGGGGCAGGAAGAUAGCUGGCAGUUAUUUCUCCGAAAGGCAUUAGGCCCUGGGGCUGAUGGUGGGUGUCCUCCGUAUUUGGAAGAAGUAGGCAGAGAUAUUGCAAGGCGAUGUGCUGGCCUACCACUGGCCAUCACAGUUAUUGGCGGGUUGCUACUGGGCAAGAAAAAGUUGAAGAGUGAAUGGGAGAAAGUUCUCAACAACAUUAGCACAUACCUAUCAAGGAGCCAGAGUGGAGUAUCAGAAAUUCUGGCAUUAAGUUAUGCAGAUCUUCCUCCCAAUCUGAAAUUUUGCUUUUUGUAUUUGGGCUUGUUUCCAGAAGACUCUGUGAUUUCUGUGCGCAAGUUGAUCCAUAUGUGGAUUGCGGAGGGAAUAAUGCAGAAAAGGGAUGCAGAAAAUUUGGAGGAAACUGUAGCAUAUGAUGUGGAACAACUUUUCAGCAGAAAUAUGGUUCAGGUGGCAGAAAUGACUGUUGAUGAGAGGAUUAAAAGCUGUAGAGUCCAUGAUUUAUUGAGAGAACUUGCAAUCAAAAAGGCAGUGGAUGAAAAUUUUUUUCAGAUCCAUGACACCAAAGAUGAUGAAAUAUCAGCCAAAUCCAGGUACCUUGCUGUUCAUAUUCUCCCUUGGUAUAAAAAGUAUUUUGGGUCUUCGACCCCUCCUCUCCGAUCUCUACUUUUUUUCAAUGUCCACGCUUACAGGGGAAAUGUUAGUCUUAGCUUCAAAAGUUUCAGAAAGCUUAGGGUACUAGACCUUGAGAAAGUUCGCAUAUAUCGCUUGCCAAAAGAAAUUGGUGAUGUCAGGCUUCUGAGGUAUCUCGGUUUAAGAGAGACACGGAUUGGAAAGCUCCCUCAUUCCUUCGGUUGCUUGCGAAACCUACAAACUCUUGACAUAUGCAGCAUAAAUUGGAAAGUGAAAGUUUCAAAUUUCAUUUGGAAGCUUGAAAGUUUACGGCAUCUAUAUGCAUAUAACAUAAGAUGUAAUGUGUCACUUAAGAUUGAAGGAUUGAGCAAUCUUCAGACUUUGUCAGGCAUACACUUUGAUGACAUUAUGCACAAUAACAUGAUAACUUUGACAAGUCUUCGAAAACUGGGGAUUUUAUUAGAUGUCAACUCAGAGAUAGAUAAACUCUGCAUGCAUUUAUCUGUGGUUGGAAGCCUAAAGACGUUACAUCUUUAUCGUACUGGAGGAAGAGAGUGGCCAACUCUAGCUGGACUUUCUAAGCUCCAUCAUGUAACAGAGCUCAAGCUAUCCGGGGAGUGGAAAAUGCUACCUCCUGAUUUUCCUCCAAAUCUCUCUCGCUUGUCUUUGACAUUCACAUAUCUUAUGGAUGACCCAAUGCCAAUACUAGAGAAGUUGGGGCAGCUGUCAUUCCUCAAAAUGAAAGAUGCAUAUCACGGCCGACAACUGAUCAUUUCUAGGCAUGGCUUUCACCAAUUGAAAUUCCUUGAGCUCAGAGCCCUACAUCAUUUGGAUGAAAUAAAGGUGGAGAAAGCUGCAUUGCCACAGCUCCUGUGCCUGAGAAUCAGGAACUGCAGCUCAUUAGGCAUGUUGCCGGAGGAGCUGAUGCACAUUUCUACUCUUGAUAAGAUUGAGCUUGUGAACAUGCCCGAAAGUUUUAUUAGUAGGCUUGAUGUGCGAGACCCGCACAAGGGAUCCAGUGCCCCUUACCUCAGAAUAUUUGACUAUAGUUUCCCACAGAGGGGUUGA
Molecule: messenger RNA, 2670 nt
Organism: Coffea arabica (coffee)
Lineage: Eukaryota; Viridiplantae; Streptophyta; Magnoliopsida; Gentianales; Rubiaceae
Product: probable disease resistance RPP8-like protein 2
Biological process (GO): defense response to other organism
Molecular function (GO): ADP binding
Source: RefSeq, a predicted model, not a curated record